Colletotrichum karsti is the source of this 996-nucleotide messenger RNA. RefSeq names its product amino acid transporter. Gene Ontology annotation, molecular function: oxidoreductase activity. The coding region runs from base 1 to 996 and encodes 331 amino acids. The record is from RefSeq and is a predicted model, not a curated record. NCBI's taxonomy places the organism in Eukaryota, Fungi, Ascomycota, Sordariomycetes, Glomerellales, Glomerellaceae. The transcript is spliced from 3 exons.
AUGAAGGCCCCCGUCGCAUCCUGGCUCGCCGUCCUGGGACUCACCACAGUCGUUACGGCAGCAACCUGUGAUUCCCCAAUCCAGCGAAAGAACUUCACCUCUCUCUCCAACGAAGAAAAGCUCGCCUGGAUCGACGCUGAAAAGUGUCUCACCACCCACGAUGCUGUCUUCGGCCUGUUCGACGCCGCUACCACCCUCUGGGACGAGCAACAAUACCUGCACCUGACCAUGUCGAACUACAUUCACGGAGUGGGGCAAUUCCUGCCUUGGCACCGCUACUACGUGAAGCUGCACGAGUAUCUGCUGCAGACCUACUGCAACUAUACCGGCGGUAUGCCCUACUGGGAUUUACAAGUCGACGCGGCCAACGUCACGCAGUCCGCCGUUUGGGACACGGUCUACGGUAUCGGCGGAGACGGCAACGCUUCCGAGAGCAAUGUCGUUACGAAGGGCCCGUUCGCCUACACCGAGUUCCACGUCGGCGCGGAGUCCUUCAAUACCGUCAUCCCGAAGGCCGCGACGUACUACCUCAACCGCUCCAUCAGCGAAUCCAUCUUCCAGAUGGCAAGUCAAUCCAGCGUGGACACGUGCAACGAGGCGGAGAAGUAUGAGGAUUACUGGGACUGUCUGGGACAAGCUCCCCAUUCAGCAGGCCACGCGGGCACCGGUGGUGUGAUGCAAGAUCCUGUCUUGUCCCCCGGAGACCCCGUCUUCUUCCUGCACCACAACAACCUGGAUCGCCUCUGGUGGGAGUGGCAGUCCGUGAACCUGACCGCCCGCCUCGCCGACAUCAGCGGCCAGAACACGCCGUCCGAUGCGUUCAACCUCCAGAACAACUGGGAGGCGCCGGGCGCCAACUUCACGGACUACAGCGGCGACCCGGCCAACGUCACCACUUUGACCCAUGUUCUGUCCUUGUAUGAGAUGCUCCCGAACGUCACCGUAGGCGACGUGAUGGACAUUGGCGGCACUGUCAUCUGUGCGGAAUACGUGUAA